This is a messenger RNA of Syzygium oleosum, 1573 nucleotides long. RefSeq names its product KIN17-like protein. The coding region runs from base 213 to 1394 and encodes 393 amino acids. Lineage: Eukaryota; Viridiplantae; Streptophyta; Magnoliopsida; Myrtales; Myrtaceae. Gene Ontology annotation, molecular function: double-stranded DNA binding. Gene Ontology annotation, biological process: DNA damage response; DNA replication. Gene Ontology annotation, cellular component: nucleus. The record is from RefSeq and is a predicted model, not a curated record. The transcript has a single exon.
CCCAGAUCGCCGAUCGAACCAAAAAUUCGUCGCCGUCGCGAUCCCCAUUUUCCUCCAAUCGGAUCGACCGAUUUAGGGUUCCCAGCUCCCUUCGAUCGCUCGAUCUCGACCCAAUUUCCAAUCUCCCACUCCCCCCUCGUUCGAUCUCGCGGCUCCUCCGGUCCAAUCGCCGUCGCCGCCGCCUCCGCCGCCGCCGCCGGAACCCUAGGAAGAUGGGGAAGAACGAGUUCCUCACGCCCAAGGCCAUCGCCAACAGGAUCAAGGCCAAGGGCCUCCAGAAGCUCCGGUGGUACUGCCAGAUGUGCCAGAAGCAGUGCCGCGACGAGAACGGCUUCAAGUGCCACUGCAUGAGCGAGAGCCACCAGCGCCAGAUGCAGGUCUUCGGCCAGAACCCCCACCGCAUCGUCGACGGCUACUCCGAGGAGUUCGAGACUUCCUUCCUCGAGCACAUGAAGCGCAGCCACCGCUUCAGCCGCGUCGCCGCCACCGUCGUCUACAACGAGUACAUCCACGACCGCCACCACGUCCACAUGAACUCCACGCAGUGGGCCACCCUCACCGAGUUCGUCAAGUAUCUCGGCAAGACCGGCAAGUGUAAGGUGGACGAGACGCCCAAGGGUUGGUUCAUGACGUACAUUGAUCGGGAUAGCGAGGCGCUGUUCAAGGAGAGGCAAAAGAACAAGAGGAUUAAGGCGGAUAUGGUGGAUGAGGAGAAGCAGGAGAAGGAGAUAUUGAAGCAGAUCGAGCGGGCCGGGCAGUCGCUGCCGGCUGCCGCGGCGCCGGCCGAUGGGCCGGGGCCCGAACCCGCGAGGGAGGUGAAUUUAGAGAACGGCGCGAAGAUAGGAUUCUCGCUCGCGAAACAGGAGGUUAAAGAAAGAGGGGAGAGUUCCAAGUUGGUUUUCGAGGAGGCGGAGAACGGUAGGGGCGAGAAAAGGAAGGGCGGUCCGGGCGGCGAGCCGAAGAAGAGCACGGCGAAGUCCGCGCUCGAGGAGUUGAUGAAAGAAGAGGAGAAGAAGAAGGAGCGGUUUAACAGGAAGGACUAUUGGUUGUGUGAAGGGAUUGUUGUGAAGGUGAUGAGCAAGGCACUGGCUGAUAAAGGCUAUUAUAAGCAGAAAGGGGUUGUUCGAAAGGUGAUCGAUAAGUAUGUGGGCGAGAUCGAGAUGCUCGAGAACAAGCACGUGUUGAGGGUGGACCAGGAGGAGUUGGAGACCGUGAUUCCGCAAAUCGGGGGCUUUGUGAGGAUUAUAAAUGGGGCAUAUCGAGGCUCGACUGCGAGGUUGCUGGGGAUUAAUACGGAGAAAUUCUGCGCUAAAGUACAGAUAGAGAAAGGGGUCUAUGAUGGAAGGGUGAUUCCUGCUGUUGAGUAUGAAGAUAUAUGUAAAGUUGCACAAUGAGGUUGGUGCUUAGUGCUUAGAUAUGAUUGUUGAGAUAACUCUGAAUUUCUAUGAGUCAUCCAUCAAAAUCAGCUCCGUGCAAGGAAAAUGUCUGUGAUGAUAAUAAGCCCAAGAUUCUUGUGGAUUUGUAUAUGCCGGCUAACUUGUGAUUUAUGCAUCUUUGAAUCUUCGGCUGGAAA